CCAUGGCAACUGCUGCAGAGUCCUGGGAGACCGCGAGCUCGGGGCUGUGAGUGCUGAGUGCGACUACCUGAGAUCCAACCGCAGACAGCAGGAUGGCAAGUCCUUAUGGUAGUAACGUGUCGCUCUCAAAUCAAAAACAUCCGACCAACGAGCGCCAAGAAAAUAGGAAAUCUCAGCCUAGUGAAGAGGAGGCUUUCUACUCAACUUGCCGCGCUGCGUACCUUACUGUAUUUAAAAGCAGUCUCGACAAUAUUACCAGCCGAGAGCAGCUAUGUUUAGUUCUCCAACUCGCUGGCCGAAAUCCAACAAAUAAAAUCCUGACCAAGUACUGGACAGCGAGGACCAAAGAGUUACAUUUUGAUGAUUUUUGCACCAUCAUGAAAAGAGAAAAACCUGCUGCAAAGACGGAGCUUUUAAAAGCUUUCAAAAAAAUCGACCCAGACAACAAGGGCCAUAUUUCUCAUGACGACCUUUCUAGAAUCCUCACUGGUAAUGGUGAGAAAAUGUCUCAAGAAGAAGUGCGCGCAGUAUUACGUUUGGCUGAUAUCAACAGCAAUGGCAGACUAGAAUACAAUAAGUUCUGUAACAAAUUCUUCGAAAUUUGUGACCAAUGUACCAAGAUGGCAGCAGAUAGAAUGGACUCUGACAGCAAAGCUAAACGCCAGCAAUUUGGAAGCCAAAUACAAAAAUCACCUGAACGUUCUGCGUCACCUUCAGCCAAACAAUCUCCCAGAAACUCAAGACUUUCUGAAGGCGACACUACUCCAAGAAAAGCUGAAAGUAAAUCAUCAAGACCAUCAUCGGCUCGAAGCUACAAAGCUUCUGUAUCUACAAUGUUCACCAUGGCUGCCGUCAAUGGCAAGAAUUCUAAGCUGGCUGAACCCAAUAAUUUACAGGGCUGGAAUUUUACGAAUUCAAAGGGAUGUUUUUUUCUGGAAGAAAAUGGCGAUGUAAUCAGCCAUCGAUAUAAAAUGCAAAUCCCCCAAAAAACAAAUGUUUUCCUGAAGAUCAAACCUUAUAAUCUCAGUAAGGUUGAAGGGAAGCUUUCCUCGUGGAUGUCCGUGGACACUGCUCUUUUUAUACUGAAAGAAAGUGAUGGCCGUGCAGACCCUCAGCUGGUCUCCUUUACAGAGUCCCGAUACAAAGAGACCUUUACAUGGAAAGGAGAGCUUGGUCCUGGAGUUUAUCACAUGAUUCCAUUUACUACAGGAUGUAGAUUAAGGAAAAAAAGAAAGCAAACUACGAAAGAUGCCCAGCUUGUAUACAGAGAUAGAAAUGAAGAUUUGGUCUUAACUCCAGAAUUCAAAUCGGUUUUGUCGGACAUGUUUGAUAUCAUUGAUUUAGAUGGAAAUGGGUACCUUAGCCUGGAGGAAUAUAAUUUCUUCGAGCUCAGAACCAGUGGUGAAAAAUGCGACGAAGAUGCAUGGGAGGUUUGCAAAGAAAACUUUGAAACAAGCAAAAAUGAACUUACAAAACAAGGAUUUUUGGAACUAAAUCUUAUGGAAGCCAAUGACCGUGAAGGUGACCCGAGUGACCUCUGGGUGACUCUGCAGUCCAUGGGAUACAACAAAGCAUUAGAACUGACCGAGGCGUGUCCCUUUCUUAUUGAGGCCUAUGCUGAGAAAUGCAAGCCAAAGCUCCAGGCUUUGAGUUUGGAGUCCAGCACCAAGCAGCUCCAGAAGGUGGUCUGCAGAUCGGUCAUCCUGAAAGGUGAUCCCAAAAGCGCAGAGGGUUAUGAAGAUGUAGCUUUCUACACCUACAUGAAUGACACCAGGAUCAGUUCUGUUAUUGAGAAUAAGUCGAACAGUAAAGUGGUCGUACAGGUUAACAACGAGCAAAGUAAGAACUGUAUCAGCAGCCGAGGAUUGAAUGUGUUUGCAGUGGAAGUGCCACCAAAAGCUACAAUGGUCUCUCAGCAUGUCAUGCCAAUGAAUGAGCGGCAAGAAUGUACAUAUCAUUGUGUACAAAGCAUCGUCAGCUGAAACGACUUGACACCAGGGGAACAGUUCCACUAAGGCCAAAUAUUCUAUUGUGGGUCCAAUGUAUUCAACAAAUGUAAUCACAUUUUGUUUUCUGUUUUUUUUCUUAAAGAAAUUUUGCAUUAAAAUGGCUUAUAUAAAUAUAAA
Pelobates fuscus (common spadefoot toad) is the source of this 2126-nucleotide messenger RNA. It is a transcript of the gene EFCAB7, whose product is annotated as EF-hand calcium binding domain 7. Gene Ontology annotation, molecular function: calcium ion binding. The record is from RefSeq and is a predicted model, not a curated record. The transcript has 14 exons. Gene Ontology annotation, biological process: positive regulation of protein localization to ciliary membrane. Bases 93 to 1982 code for a protein of 629 amino acids. NCBI's taxonomy places the organism in Eukaryota, Metazoa, Chordata, Amphibia, Anura, Pelobatidae. Gene Ontology annotation, cellular component: ciliary membrane; plasma membrane protein complex.